AUGAAGUGGUCAAUUGUAUCUGCGGUCUCUUUGCUGGUUGCAACUGCAGCUGCUGAACAUCCUUUUCUUAAGCUGAGAAAGUUGGUUCCACCAGUUGAAGCAGAUGAUGAAUUCCCUGCAUCUAUCAAUGCAGCUACAAACAUUACGGGUUCUGCUUUUUUUACCCAACUUUUGGAUCAUGAGAAUCCUUCCAAAGGAACUUUCCAACAGAAGUUUUGGUGGAAUUCCGAGAACUGGGCCGGUCCAGGAUCUCCAAUCGUUUUCUUCACUCCAGGUGAAAUUGCUGCUGCGGAAUACGGUGCAUACUUGACCAAUGUCACAGUUACCGGACUCUUUGCACAGGAAGUCAAGGGCGCCGUUGUUAUGGUUGAGCAUCGUUACUGGGGUGAAUCGUCUCCAUAUGACAAUUUGACGACGACGAAUUUACAAUACCUCAAUCUCAAGCAAGCUAUCGCUGAUUUCGUUCACUUUGCAAAGACAGUUGAUCUUCCAUUUGACACCAACCACAGCAGUAAUGCAGCUGCUGCACCUUGGAUCCUCUCAGGUGGUAGCUACAGUGGUGCACUCGCUGCAUGGACUGAAUCUACAAGCCCUGGUACAUUCUGGGCAUACCAUGCAUCUAGUGCUCCAGUGCAAGCUAUCAAUAAUUACUGGCAAUACUUUUACCCCGUCCAAGAUGGUAUGGCAAAGAACUGCAGCAAAGACAUUUCUUUAGUCAUCGACUAUAUGGACAAUGUUUUGACCCAUGGAAACAAAAGUGCUGUGACUGCACUCAAGACCAAGUUUGGUUUGGAAUCUGUCACGCAUAAUGAUGACUUUAUGGCAGUUCUUGAGAGCGGUCCGUGGUUAUGGCAGUCAAAUAGUUUCACCACAGGCUAUUCAGGAUUCUUCCAGUUCUGUGAUGCAAUUGAGAAUGUUACCGCCGGAGCUGCUGUCACCCCAGAUGCGAAUGGCGUCGGUCUGACUACCGCAUUGGAAGGUUUUGCAAAAUGGACCAAGAGUUUAAUACCCGGCAUCUGUGAGGAUUACGGCUACGACGCCGAUGAUUUAUCCUGCCUCAAUACAUAUGAUUUCAACAACUUCAUGUUCAGAGAUUAUAGUGUCGGAAAUGCGGCCGAUAGACAGUGGAACUGGAUGCUUUGCAAUGAGCCAUUUGGCUAUUGGCAAGACGGAGCACCAAGUAACAAACCCACACUCGUUUCUCGUCUCAUCAAUGCGAAAUACUGGCAACGACAAUGCGCCUUAUACUUCCCAGCUGAGGGCAAAUACACAUACGCUAGCGCCAAAGGUGCAACUGUAAAACAGGUCAACCAGUACACUCAAGGAUGGAAUCUAGAGAACACCACUCGACUUAUCUGGACAAACGGUCAAUAUGACCCAUGGAGAACAUCCGGUGUCAGCUCUCAAUUUAGACCUGGUGGCGAGUUGCAAUCUACUGCGCAACAUCCGCUCCAAAUCAUUCCUGGCGGAUUCCAUUGUUCGGAUCUCAGACUGAGCAAUGGAAAAGCCAAUGCGGGUGUCCAAAAAGUAAUUGACAACGAAGUGGCACAAAUAGUGGCAUGGACAGCGGAGUAUUACAAUAAAACUUCGAGUUACCACUCAUACUGA
Messenger RNA from Sclerotinia sclerotiorum 1980 UF-70, 1608 nucleotides. RefSeq lists its product as hypothetical. Lineage: Eukaryota; Fungi; Ascomycota; Leotiomycetes; Helotiales; Sclerotiniaceae. The transcript is spliced from 7 exons. Gene Ontology annotation, biological process: proteolysis. Gene Ontology annotation, molecular function: serine-type exopeptidase activity; dipeptidyl-peptidase activity. The coding region runs from base 1 to 1608 and encodes 535 amino acids. The record is from RefSeq and is a predicted model, not a curated record.